Molecule: messenger RNA, 984 nt
Organism: Anthostomella pinea
Lineage: Eukaryota; Fungi; Ascomycota; Sordariomycetes; Xylariales; Xylariaceae
Source: the annotation of a GenBank genome assembly
AUGCCUCGACAAACCAUCAAGAAAAUUGCCGUCAUAGGAGAAGGAGCUUCGGGUAUUGCGGUAGCCAGACGUCUCAUAGCCGAAGGGCUAGAGGUUACUGUUUAUGAAAGAAAAGACCAGGCUGGCGGCGUCUGGAUGCUCACCGCUGACGCAGAUGAUGCAUAUGUAUCCCCGAUGUACGAAAACCUCGAGACCAACUUCCCACGCACGCUCAUGGACGACGGACUCCCGGUACAGUAUAACAAGGAAGUGAUUGGUCUGUACUACCAAGACAAGGGAAAUUGGUACGAUUGGAAAAUCAAAAUUAACGAUGUGCAGUUGGGAAAGGACCAGUACGAUGACGUAGACGCUAUAGUGAGUGCAGUCGGCACAUUCGAGAAGCCGUUUGAGCCAGCAUACCCGGGGCUGGACCGGUGGCACCAGAUGUAUCCUGAGACUGUCUCACACGCGAGAUCAUAUCGGACAGCUGAAGAGUUUAGUGGAAAGAGGGUUCUUGUGGGCAAUUCGGCCUCUGGGUGGGAUAUCUCCCACCAGCUGGCCGAAGUUGCCAGCAAAGUGUGGGUUUCUUCCGCAAGGACGAACGCCAGGAGCCACCACAAGAUUGAAGCAGUCGGCGAGAUCGAGAGUCUAUCACCUACGAAGCGAAAAGUGAGGUUUGUGCACGGCAUUGUGGCCAGAGACGUUGAUUAUAUCGUUCUCUGCACCGGGUACCAAUACAGCUUGCCUUUCGCCAGAAAAAGCAAGAAAGCUAGGGGGCCAAUCUGGCCAGACGGCUUUCGCCUUGAUAACCUAUACGAGCAUAUGUUCUGGACAGUAGAACCAACGCUGAUACUUGUGGGGGUUCCCAAAGGCGGCCCAACGAUUCUCAUCGCCCAAGCGCAGAGCGCCCUCAUUGCUCGAUAUUUAGCCUGCCGUUGGUUCGUGCCUACCAAGGUUGACAUGCGAAGAUGGGCAGAUCAGGACCAGGGUCAAUGGACCGCGUGA